AUGGCUUCUUGGGUGGAUGUGCCGGAAGGCUGCGACUUUUCCUUGGCGAACCUUCCAUAUGGAAUUUUCAGCCUUAAAAACACCAGCAGCAGCAAGACCAGUGACCUGAGACGCAUCUGCACCGCGAUUGGGAACUGUGUUCUCGACCUCAAGGGCCUUGCCCAGGAGGGACUUCUGGCCAGCCUCGGCUUUGAUGUCACCACGCUGGAGGCCGAGACACUGAACGCAUAUGCCGCUCUCGGACGUGCCGUCCACCGCCGCGUGCGUGAGUUUUUGCAGGACCUCCUCCGGGCUGACACCGUCCUGGGCGAGCAUCUGCGCGACCACGGUGACCGCCGCCAGCGGCUGCUGGUGCCUCUGGCCGACGUAACACUGCACUUGCCCAUGGAUGUGCGCAAUUAUACAGACUUUUUCGUCGGCAUCCACCACGCUCGAGCCUGUGGCCGCAUUUUCCGGCUCAGUUCAACGCUGGCGCCCAACUACGAGCACAUCCCACUGGCGUAUACCGGCCGGGCGAGCUCGGUUGUGGUGUCUGGAACAUCCUUCCACCGUCCCAAUGGGCAGUACCUGGUCGACGGCAAGCCCGUGUUUGGGCCGUCACAACGCGUCGACUUUGAGGUCGAGUUUGGCGCGUUGAUCGCCCAGGGAAACGCGCUCGGCAAGCCUGUCAGCGUACAGGAGGCCGAGGACCAUAUUUUUGGCUUCGUGAUGUUCAACGACUGGUCGUCACGCGAUAUCCAGCGCUGGGAGUCGCAGCCACUGGGACCUCUCAACGGCAAGAAUUUCUGCUCGACCAUAUCGCCAUGGGUGGUCACGCCCGAAGCCCUCGAGCCCUACAAGACGGAACCUGUGCUGAAAAACAACCCAGUCCUGCCUUACCUUGACGAGAACAGUGACAAAACUGUCUACGAUAUUCCCAUUGAUGCUUCAAUUAUCAGCAUGUCUCUCCACCCAGCCCAAGGAGAGCGUUACCACGUGUCCACGUGCAACACGCGCAACGUCAUUUUCUCGUUUACACAGAUGAUCGCCCACCUGACCGUUGGUGGCUGCCCGAUGCAGACAGGCGAUUUGAUCGGCAGCGGCACGCUGUCUGGCAUACCGCUUACGGAGGCGGGCUGUCUGCUCGAAGCCACGGAGGAUGGGCAGAACCCAAUCGUGGCCUAUGCAAUUAAUGACACCGCGGAAAAGGGUCAACCGUCCGGAAAGUCCAUUCAGCGCCUGUAUCUGGAGGAUGGGGACGAGGUGGUCUUCCAUGUCGGUGUGGAUGCACCGCAAAAGGCCGAUGCCAGGGGCAUCUCCGGCAGAGUGGGCUUUGGUGCAUGCAGGGGUACAGUUUUACCGGCGCGGAAAUAA
Molecule: messenger RNA, 1353 nt
Organism: Sporothrix schenckii 1099-18
Lineage: Eukaryota; Fungi; Ascomycota; Sordariomycetes; Ophiostomatales; Ophiostomataceae
Product: fumarylacetoacetase
Exons: 3
Coding region: 1-1353 (450 amino acids)
Biological process (GO): homogentisate catabolic process; L-tyrosine catabolic process; L-phenylalanine catabolic process
Molecular function (GO): fumarylacetoacetase activity
Source: RefSeq, a predicted model, not a curated record